GUUGUUGGCUGCAAAACCCAAAACCCUACAGAUCUUCGCGAAUCUCGCAGCUCCGGGUCGAAUCAGCGGUUCGGGUCAAAUUCGUCGGAGAUUCACCUGAGCAAAAUGUUCGCGAGGCGGUUCACUUCUUUCUUCAAAGGAUCAUCAUCAACCUCAAGCUCGGACAAAGCUGGGACGUUGGGCUCUUUUGGUCGGAAGGCAGUGUCUUUCGUCUUGAUUACAGUCACUGGUGGUGUUGCUUUGAGUGCUCUUGAUGACCUUUCUAUCUACCGUGGAUGUAGCAGCAAGGCGAUGGAGAAGGUGAUGAAUAGCAAGGCGAUGAUUGAAGCCAUUGGAGAGCCAAUUGAGAAAGGGCCAUGGUACAAUGCUUCACUAGCUGUUUCUCAACAAAGGCACUCAGUGUCUUGUUCAUUCCCUGUGAUUGGACCACAAGGCAGCGGAAUCUUACAUCUCAAAGCUGUUCGCAAUGGAGAAGAUAGCAUGUUCGGUUUUCUCCAGCAACGGGACUGGGACAUUCUUAUAAUGGACGCACUUGUCCAUGUCCCGUCAAACGAAGGACCCCAACAAACCUUGAGAAUCAACGUUUCUAACAUGCUUGAUCCUCCCCCUGUUACCGAAGAUAAACCUUCCAAACCACAAGAGCCAGAGAAGAGCUGAAAAAAAGAGAGAGAACACUUAGUCGUGGAGAUCCUGGCUAGUGGCUAGGGUUUUAUUUCAUUCCAUUAUAUCUUGUGUCUUGUGAAGCAACAGAGAUUUGUUACUAAUAAUGAACACUUAUUUAGGAUUAUACAAAAAGUUGAAUACGUGAUUGGUAAUAAAUAACAGCAUUGCUCUUUAUGUUUUCACAUAA
Molecule: messenger RNA, 850 nt
Organism: Capsella rubella
Lineage: Eukaryota; Viridiplantae; Streptophyta; Magnoliopsida; Brassicales; Brassicaceae
Exons: 4
Coding region: 106-657 (183 amino acids)
Source: RefSeq, a predicted model, not a curated record